This is a messenger RNA of Parastagonospora nodorum SN15, 2256 nucleotides long. RefSeq lists its product as hypothetical. The transcript has a single exon. Lineage: Eukaryota; Fungi; Ascomycota; Dothideomycetes; Pleosporales; Phaeosphaeriaceae. The coding region runs from base 1 to 2256 and encodes 751 amino acids. Gene Ontology annotation, molecular function: ATP-dependent DNA damage sensor activity; mismatched DNA binding; ATP binding. The record is from RefSeq and is a predicted model, not a curated record. Gene Ontology annotation, cellular component: MutLalpha complex. Gene Ontology annotation, biological process: mismatch repair.
AUGGUUCAGGAGAUGGACAUCUCACCCUCGUCACCGCCCCGUGGUACGAAGCGAAAAGGCGAUGAUAGCCUCCUGCUUCCUGCACCACGCCGAAUCAAAGCGCUUGCGCAAGAUGUUGUGAACAAAAUCGCCGCUGGGGAAAUCAUUGUCGCACCAGUGCACGCACUGAAAGAGUUGAUCGAGAAUGCUGUCGAUGCAGGAUCGACCGCGUUGGAAGUGGUGGUCAAAGAUGGUGGUCUGAAGCUACUCCAGAUCACGGAUAACGGUCAUGGCAUCGACGUGAGCAUCACCAUAAAAUGUUCUUCGCAACCUGCUGACAAGGCCCAGAAAGAAGACUUGCCAAUUCUUUGCGAGCGUUUCACGACGUCAAAGCUAAAAGCUUUUGAAGAUCUGACCUCUAUCGGUACUUAUGGCUUCCGUGGUGAGGCGCUGGCAAGUAUCAGUCACAUCGCCCAUCUCAGGGUCACUACGCGAACGAAAGAGUCGAGCUGUGCAUGGGAAGCGCACUAUGCGGGCGGCAAACUGGCGAGCCCCAAGCCCGGCCAGACUGCAGAGCCAAAACCAAAAGCUGGUCGACAGGGAACUCAAAUCACUGUGGAGGACCUAUUCUACAACGUGCCUUCACGACGUCGGGCCUUUCGAUCCGCGAGUGAGGAAUACGCCAAGAUCCUCGAGCUCGUUGGAAAGUAUGCCGUACAUUGCCUGGGCGUAUCCUUCUCGUGCAAGAAGGCCGGUGACAACUCUGGAAGUAGUGUCUCCGUGCCUGCAUCUGCGACUGUCAAAGACCGUAUCCGGCAGAUACACGGUGGCGCGGUAGCAAACGAGCUUGUGGAGCUCAAGUCUGAAGACGAUCGAUGGGGCUUCAAGUGCGAAGGAUGGAUCAGCAGUGCAAACUACAGCGCGAAACGCACAUCCAUGCUGCUCUUCAUAAACCAUCGCGCCGUCGAUUCUGCGAUAAUUAAGAAGAGCGUCGAGCAGACGUAUGCAGCCUUCUUACCCAAGGGCAACCAUCCAUUCUUCUAUUUGAGCCUGGAGAUCGAGCCAGCACGAGUAGAUGUGAAUGUCCAUCCUACCAAGCGCGAGGUCCACUUCCUGAAUGAAGAUGAGAUCGUUGCAAUGAUUUGCGAUGAGAUUCGAAGCAGCUUGAGCAAGGUCGAUACGAGCAGAUCGUUCAUGACACAAUCACUGCUCUCAAACCCCAAGGUCCCCUUUGCCACGCCUAUGAAGCAAAUACCUCUCGCCACGACUACACCUGCCACAGACGAUGUGUCUGAUCGCAGUGCAUCAAGAGCUCCCAAGACUGCCACAAGAAGGGAGAACAAUCUGGUUCGGACCGAUGCGUCUGCACGCAAGAUCACGUCAAUGCUACAGCCACAGCGCUCCGUGGAGGAAGCUGCAAAUGAAGACGAGGAGAUAGAGUAUGAGUUUACGGAGAAAGAGCCUAUGGCAUGUCGACUCACAUCCGUGAAAGAGCUUCGUGCCGAGGUUCGAGAUGCCAUGCACAACGAGCUGACAGACAUCUUUUCAACGCAUACCUUCGUUGGUAUUGUUGAUGAGCAGAAGAGAAUAGCAGCCAUACAAGGUGGUGUCAAACUCUUUCUUGUCGAUUAUGGCAUGCUUUGUAACGAGUACUUCUACCAAGUCGGCCUCACAGACUUUGCAAACUACGGAACAAUUCGCUUCAACCCUCCAUUGCCGCUGGAAGACCUCCUCAAAGUGGGAGCAGAGCAGGAGCGCAAGAAUGCUGGCGAUGAAGCUGACGAACUGGAUUGGGACGAAGUCGUAGAAACCGUCAAAGAGACACUCAUUGGCAAAGCCGCCCUACUUCAAGAAUACUUCUCUAUGGAGAUUACACCUGAAGGAGAAUUGUGCUCAAUCCCGCUGCUGCUGAAGGGUUACACACCUUCUAUGGCGAAGCUGCCUCAGUUCUUAUUACGCCUCGGACCCCAUGUCAACUGGAACGAAGAGAAGGGGUGUUUCCAGACCUUGUUGCGCGAGCUUGCAUCGUUCUACGUGCCAGAAAGUUUACCGCUUCCACCAACUGCGACCCCGGAUGCUAACGGAAAGGGUAAAGGAAGGGUAGCAGAAGAGGAUGAUGCAGAGAUCGCUGCAAGGAGAGCUAAAGUGAGGAAAGCAGUCGAGCAUGUCAUCUUUCCGGCUUGUAAAGCAAGGCUUGCGGCGACGAAAGGUCUCCUCAAAGGAGUGAUGGAAAUUGCGAACCUCAAGGGAUUGUACAGGGUCUUUGAGCGAUGCUAG